This is a messenger RNA of Cantharellus anzutake, 1041 nucleotides long. RefSeq lists its product as uncharacterized. Lineage: Eukaryota; Fungi; Basidiomycota; Agaricomycetes; Cantharellales; Hydnaceae. The transcript is spliced from 4 exons. Bases 1 to 912 code for a protein of 303 amino acids. The record is from RefSeq and is a predicted model, not a curated record.
AUGAACGCUAUUUUCCCUCUUCCCGGGAAGCUCCGGAAUUUGAAGAAGCUGAAGGUGUUUGGCGUCGACCACUGUUGGGACGGUCAUCUCUUUGAAGAGGAUGAUCCUGAAGUUCGGCUUGACACAUUGGAAAUCCGAACACCAAUCAAUGAACUGAGCGCUCUUUCAGAGUUCCGCAAGUCUAUGGCAUAUUCAAUUCGCACUUGCACGCUCGAUGGCAUGGUAGACUCCUUGUAUGCGUGUACCGGGUUCUUCAAUAACACCAUCAAUAUUAAACACUCGGGAUUAGGGGAUAGAUUUUUGCUCACAUGCCAUCACCAAUACGUCGCCCUCACCCCUGUGACACUGCUAGCACUCACCAGCGUCGAACUUGGCUCCUCUUCACACAGGUUUUUCUUUGAAUGUUUAUCUUGCCCUUCGCUUCGCCACCUCUCUCUUCAAACAGAUCGCCAUCCUCAUGACCUGACACCGCGCCCACCGCAUUGUACUUUUCUGAGCGCCAUCCCUGCCCUCACAAUGAUCUUCAUAUGCAUGAAUGUUGUCAUGUUAGAGUGCCAGACAACCUGCGAGGCGCUCAACAAAUUACUUGAUUUUAUUGGAGGUGUCCUCAUUCUACCUGGCAGAGGGCGGCAGGGAGCUUUCGAACGGCUAUCGUACUUCCGGAUCAGUUAUGAUGGCCGGCCGCUUGACGACGCUCAGACUAUGGUGGCAGCAAACUGGAUCGAACGCAUCUUGACUCACAAACCCCACUUACGUGUAGAUUAUUACGACACAAACAUCAAUGAGCCUUUUAGUGAGAUGCCUUUUGCGGGACUCGAGACAUCCUUCCGAGGCUUUGGUGUAGAAAGUGUGGAGAAAUUAUACGACGAGUCAUUAGCUGCGGAAAAAGCUGGGGUUGGGGAGCAGCGUUAGACUGAUGCACUGUCUCUGAUCACAGGAUUUCACGUCGUAUAACUUGUCUCCAGCGGGAAGCGAGAAGCUCGCUGUCACCACGAUACCUUCAGCGGUAUUGAAGCAUUUUGGGCACACCCGUGUCACGAU